UCAUCUCUGGCCGUGCCUUCUUGUCAUUACUGAGCUGUAUUUAUUCAGCACUAUAAAAGGGAAUCUGCUGUUGCAUCAGCCGGCUUUUUCGAACUUGACCCCAGUGGUCUGUUUUGUAACAGAUCUGUGUCACCAGAGUGUGUCAACAUUUUCUGAAGAAUUUUCGGCACAGUCGUCCCUCCUCUUCCUCUCACAUCGGCUUUAUCUGCCUUCCCUAGAUUCAUCUGAUACUCAGUUUUCAACACUGCCACGUAUCCACAAUUCACACAGAGCAGUUGUUUUUUUUUUGUUUUUUUUUUAAGACAGAUCAAGCGCUGCUGUGAGUGUGCUGUGUUUGGGUUUGUGAGUGAGGAAGCAGUGUGGUUGUCGGCUCAGAGGUUUCAGAGCUGAAACACUUCCUCGUCCUCCACAUUUCACGCCGGCCUGCAGGCAACACCAGCAGCUCACGAUCCGUCUCAGAGAGCGGGCUGACCUCACAUGUGACACACCGACUCUCCAGCUCUGAACUGUAUUACACUCUCAUUUCAGCUAUAUUAUCAGUGUGAAGUCUGUGUGAGACGUUAAGAAGCCUUGGUGGAAUGUAAAAAUCUGACGACUUGAAUAUCAUUCAAUCUUCCUCCCUCCUGAGUGAUGCCUCGUUCAUUCUUGGUGAAGCGAGGAGGGUUGCACCACCACCGGCCCAUAGCAAGAAGCCCUGAUCCUGGAUUGACGCUGGUUACGUUCAGCCAGCUUGGAGAACAGACGGGGUCCUGGGAUGCAUCCCUGGAGUACUCCGCAGUAAAAACACCUGAUAUUAAUGCAGUGUCCAUCGCAUUAUUGCAGCAAGACCUUCAGGCUGCCAAACACUCUGAUGGAAAUGGAAACCUUCCUCCAUUUAGUCCUAUAUCUAACGACUGCAGAUCUGCUGAGCCAUGCUUUCCUGUCAGCUCAAAGACAUGUAUCCCCAUGGAGAGAGCAGAGUCUCACCCUCCCACACCAGAAGUAUGGUCCCGACCUCAUGUGAGCUCAGGAUAUCCAGACAAAGUGUGUGAGGGACUGGGAGACAUGACUCAGCACCCUCAGAUCCUGAGGGAGACCAGGAGCCGAGGCAGCUUGAAGAUCGGUGCUCUGAGACAGGAGUGUCCACUCUGUAUCAAAAUAUUUUCCUGUUUGUCAAGUUUGAAGACUCACAUGGUCAAGAGUCACGGAAGCCGAGCACCUCUGUCAGCAGCACACAUCAAGUCCAGCAGGACAGACAGACCUGCUGAGCAGUCUCUAUGCAGGGGCAAGGAGAGGACGUUCGGCUGCUCAGUGUGUGGGAAAGUAUUCAAGCGCUCCUCCACCCUGUCCACUCAUCUGCUCAUACAUUCAGACACCCGGCCCUAUCCCUGCCAGUACUGUGGCAAAAGGUUCCACCAGAAGUCUGACAUGAAGAAACACACCUUCAUACACACCGGGGAGAAGCCUCAUGUGUGUCAGAUAUGUGGGAAGGCAUUCAGCCAGAGCUCCAACCUCAUCACCCACAGCCGUAAACACAGGGACGACCGGCCCUACCGCUGUCUUCGCUGCCACUACAGCUUCCAGCAUAAAGUGGACCUGCGGCAGCACCAGGAGCACCACUGCGCCUACCGCUGACUCUGACGCGGCCGACUCAACGUCUUCAGCCUUCAACCAGCAGAAACACAUUCAGGACAGAAAGCUACUGACCGUGUUGUUACUACCAUGAAAUCUCAUCUCACAUCCAAUGCUAUAAUGGUUUAUAUUUGACAUUUGACUGUCUUGAAGGACACUGAGAGGAGACAGAUGCUGUUAUUACUCUGCUCAGAAACAACACAGUAAUUUGACUUGAAUCCCCUGUGUACGUAUUUAGUAAUACAAGUCCAGAAUUGUACUGUUGUGAGUUACUCUCAUUUUAAUAGUGUUUCAUAUUUAUAUCCAAUAAGUGUUGCCAUUAUUUGUGUUUUGUAUUCUUUUUUAAAUUGACAGCAUGUCAACAGCUUUGAAAAAAAUGUGGUUCUAAUGGCAUCACUAAAGAUCAUUAGCAACAAAGUCAAUUCAAAGAUGUUUUAUGUUCUUUUCGACACGAUUUGUCCAUCUUCUCCGCAGAUCUGUCAUUAUGUUAGUAAAAAACUUCAAGGAUUAUGUGCAGCUUAAUUUGUCUUUGAAAUGACCUCAAUUACCACUUUAUUUAUCUCAAACAUUGUUGUGAAUACCCCAGUAUAACUUCAAAUAAAAAUAUUCUGCUAUUUUUCUAACAACCAGUGGUAAUUUCUUUACAAUUUUAAUCUAUAACUCAGCAGGCUGCUAAAUGUAAAUGAAUCGUCACAGCCUAAUUUCCAUCUUGUUUCUGCCCAACUUCUACAAGGCAGUAAAUUGAGGUAAAUGGAAGUUAGACAGAAACUACUCACAAAAACAAAAUGGCAUGAUCAACAGAAGUUAAGCAGAAACCAGUUUGAAGUUUCCUGGAAAUGUAUGAAAAGAAUAAGCAGCUACUUAUUAACUGCUUGUUGUUCAUGUUAAACAAUAUUGGAGUAAUUGUUCGAUGGAUUUUGAGGCAAAUAUUGUGGUAAUCUGAGGGUAACAUCAAAGCAAUUUCAUAUACAAUGAUCUAUAAUAACAACCUACUUACCACGAAAUAUAUGGACCUGUAAAAUGAAGUAUUACCAUUUUCCCUUUACAUUGUACAGAUUUUGCAUUGAAGGAAUGUUGAUUUGACACAGAGUGGUGACACUACAUGCUUUAUUACAUCUCUCACUUUGUAAGCAGCUGAAAGCAACUGCGAUAAUCAAUGCACUAAAUCAGCCGUAUUAAGCAAAUUAUGUAAAUCAUGAAGCAGCCUCAACAACAGUGCAGUUACAGUCGUAAAAAAGGAUACAGUGAA
Messenger RNA from Acanthopagrus latus (yellowfin seabream), 2860 nucleotides. Its product is annotated as zinc finger protein Gfi-1-like. Gene Ontology annotation, biological process: regulation of transcription by RNA polymerase II. The transcript has 6 exons. Gene Ontology annotation, molecular function: DNA-binding transcription factor activity, RNA polymerase II-specific; RNA polymerase II cis-regulatory region sequence-specific DNA binding. Bases 631 to 1614 code for a protein of 327 amino acids. Lineage: Eukaryota; Metazoa; Chordata; Actinopteri; Spariformes; Sparidae. The record is from RefSeq and is a predicted model, not a curated record.